Messenger RNA from Acanthopagrus latus (yellowfin seabream), 2222 nucleotides. It is a transcript of the gene siral1, whose product is annotated as family with sequence similarity 118 member B. The record is from RefSeq and is a predicted model, not a curated record. The transcript is spliced from 9 exons. Bases 314 to 1375 code for a protein of 353 amino acids. Lineage: Eukaryota; Metazoa; Chordata; Actinopteri; Spariformes; Sparidae.
UCGGACGCACAUCACCACAGGCGGUGACUUCAACAGCUCAGUUAAACUUACACAUAGACGGGCGAUGCGUGAAAGAGUAGCCGGGAGAGUCGAGAGCAUUGCUGGUGUAUAACGGUACAGGUUUUAUUUGGUUUGUUUUGGGUUUUUUUAGCCAAGGAGACUGGUUAACAAAAAUACAUUCAACUUUAAUUACUCUACCUUCAGAAUGACAAGUAAAUCACAGAGACGAAUUUGGCUGACUUCGAAUGAAAAGGAUUACCGCCUGAACAGGAAUAAACGCUGGGCAAUCAACUUACCGAUAUCAAGGAGCUGAAUGGCCUCUGUUGUUGCAGUGAAGAGACCCGCGGCUGACUCUCAGGAUGCAGACUCGAAUGCAAAAAAGCCCAGGAAACUGCUGCCCAGCCUGAAGACCAAACGAGCCCCUGAGCUGGUCCUUGUGAUUGGCACAGGGGUAAGCUCUGCAGUGGCCCCUCAGGUCCCUGCGCUCCGCUCCUGGAAGGGCCUCAUCCAGGCCUUGCUCGAUGCAGCCAAUGACUUUGACCUGCUAGAAGAGGAGGAAAGUCGGCGUUUCCAGAAGCACAUGCAGGAAGAUAAGAAUUUGGUGCAUGUGGCCCAUGACCUCAUUCAGAAACUUUCCCCGCGAACUGGGAAUGUGCGAUCCACAUUCUUCAAGGACUGUCUAUACGAGGUGUUUGAUGACUUGGAGUGCAAGAUGGAGCAUGCAGGCAAACAUCUACUGCGCUCAGUACUACAGUUAAUGGAGAGUGGUGCACUGGUCCUCACUACUAACUUUGACAACCUGUUGGAGAUCUAUGCAGCUCACCAGGGCACCAAGCUGGAGUCUUUGGACCUGACAGAUGAGAAGAAGGUGUUGGAGUGGGCUCAGGAGAAACGGAGGUUAAGUGUUCUGCAUAUCCACGGUGUUUACACCAACCCCAGUGGUAUUGUACUGCACCCUGCUGGAUACCAGAAUGUACUGAGGAACACUGAGGUUAUGCGUGAGAUCCAGAAGCUGUACGAGACCAAAUCAUUUGUGUUUCUCGGCUGCGGGCGCACUGUAGACGACACAACUUUCCAGGCUCUGUUCUUGGAGGCGGUCAAACACAAGUCGGACCUGGAACACUUUAUGCUUGUGCGGCGGGAGGAUGUGGGCGAGUUCAAGAAGCUGCGUGACAACAUGCUUGACAAGGGCAUCAAGGUCAUCUCCUAUGGAGACGAGUACGGCGACCUGCCCGAGUACUUCGAGAGGCUGGCUAAUGAGAUCUGCAACCGUGACGUGUCUACCAACGGCUGGGGGUCCCCCUCACAAAAUGGGGAGGAGCAGCAAAACGGCUUUACCACACAGAAAAGCCUCCUUCAAGACUAUCAUUCUUGACAGACAGAAGUCGGGAUCAGUAUCAGUCAGUUUCCUCCACAGCACGAGAUCAGUCCACUUUGAGUAAUCCUCAAGUCUGAUUUCAUUCAUUGGAUUUAGGAAUCCAGGAACACAAAUGGCCGUGGGAGACCUAACAGCCGUUGUCAGUAUUUUACAGGUGUCUUCUAUUUUCCUCUAUCAGUUCUUGUUUAAAAGGGAAAGGGGGAGUAUAAAGUAACUGUCAACACCAAUACCCAGCCUCACAGUUCCACUUUACUGUACUGAAAUGUUGCUCAACUUUUCAGCAGUUGCAGUAGAAAAGACUUGAAAAGUUUUGCAAAUGAUUGGAUGGUAUGUUCUCACUUUAUCUUGACAAAAAUGAUAAGUCCGCAUCCACCGACAGGUGGACUGUGUUGCAUUGAUUCACUGUAUGGAUCUGGACUUCCAAGAAGCACUAAGACAAACUGCAUGAGCUUGACCCGCCUUCCCCUGCGAGAGAAGUUCUGGGUGCAAGCUAUAACGCACAUCACACACUCUGAAAAACAGUCCUGUGUUUAUAUGUAAGGAUUGUAUCUGUGCUCAACCCUGAAACCAGGAAAACUUGAUUUGCACACUACUGGGUCAGGAAUGAGGAUGGGUUGGAACGAUUAUCAGUCGUAGAUAGGUUACUUGAUCUGCAAACACAUUAUGAUUCUGUCCUCAGAAGAUGUUUUUAAUAACAGAGGCACUCAGCCAGUAGCAAUCACUUUGGCCACUCCUGUGCUGAAAAUGUUCUUUGUAAGCCUUUUUUGUAUUUUUAAUACUUGCAUGUGUUCUCUGACAUGGUAUUUAUGAGUACUAUUUUCAAAAUAAAGCUUUUGGUAUCUCA